AAAAAAACUGCAGUGUAAACUCGAGGAUAACACGUUCUACGAGUCACUGCAUAAUUAAAACUGCACACUGCAUGAUAAAUUAAGAGAUCGUGUUGAUUAAACAGUGCAUUUAAAAGCACUGGCCAAUUGAAAUAUACGUAGGUUUUAUUGUGGUCCUGUCAAUUGUCAUGUGCUAAAUAUAUAUCUGUCAUAGCAUGCGUUUGUUGGAAGUUGGUGAAAACUUGGAAUAACAAAAAUAUAUUUGGUGGAAGGUAUUGUUUCAAUAUCGUAAACAUACAGAAAAACAUUUAGGUUCGAGGAUGGGUGUGGAUGUAGAAACGAUUUCUCCUGGAAACGGCAGUACAUACCCAAAGGCGGGGCAAACAGUGGUCGUGCACUAUACAGGAACGCUACAGAAUGGAAAGAAAUUCGAUUCAUCUAGAGAUCGUGGCCAACCUUUUAAAUUUACUCUUGGAAAGGGUGAUGUUAUUAAGGGAUGGGAUCAGGGGAUUGCCAAGAUGUCUGUAGGUGAAAGGGCCACAUUGACAUGUUCACCUGACUUUGCUUAUGGAUCGAGAGGCCACCCUGGCGUCAUCCCUCCCAAUGCUACACUUAUAUUUGAUGUGGAACUUCUAAAAGUAGAAUAACUCUUGCCAUUUUAAUAUUAAAUGUUAUACCUAAUGUUACUUUUGCAUAUUAUGAUUUCAAUGUUAAUGAAACAGUAUUCUGAUUUUGGUUUGUGACUUAGUCUAUGGUAUAGUCUAUAAAUGUUGUCUAUGGUUCUGAUUUUUUUAUAAAAUAAGGUUCAAAUGAGUACAAAUUAAAACAGCAGCUAUUAGAUUGUCUGAAUGUCCAGAUUCCAUGUAUUGCAUAAUAUUGUUUGUUUAUUAUUGUUAUGCUUGCAUUAAUUUUGAAGACCCUUAAAUUGUUGCAUUUAUGAGAUUUCAUAUCAUAGAUAUGACAUAUACUCUAUUGACCGCCACUUUGGUACAGUGGUUAUCAUGUGAGUGUGGACACAAGAAAAUCUCAAUCUGGCAGGACAUAGAAGGCUGGUCACCUACAUGUUCAUUGAGAAAAUUUGCUGAGUGAUACACUUGUGUAUAUCAUCUGCCACAUACCCACAAGAAGAUGUACUGGGACUUUGCUUGUAUAUACUAAAUUACAUUGUGUGCACGGCUUUAUUCUAACUGGAAAAAUAAAGUGAUUCCAGAACA
This is a messenger RNA of Zerene cesonia (dogface butterfly), 1193 nucleotides long. RefSeq names its product peptidyl-prolyl cis-trans isomerase Fkbp12-like. The record is from RefSeq and is a predicted model, not a curated record. NCBI's taxonomy places the organism in Eukaryota, Metazoa, Arthropoda, Insecta, Lepidoptera, Pieridae. The coding region runs from base 300 to 626 and encodes 108 amino acids. Gene Ontology annotation, molecular function: peptidyl-prolyl cis-trans isomerase activity. The transcript is spliced from 3 exons.